This is a messenger RNA of Hippocampus zosterae (dwarf seahorse), 1871 nucleotides long. RefSeq names its product methyltransferase 4, N6-adenosine (gene mettl4). Lineage: Eukaryota; Metazoa; Chordata; Actinopteri; Syngnathiformes; Syngnathidae. The transcript is spliced from 9 exons. The coding region runs from base 1 to 1350 and encodes 449 amino acids. Gene Ontology annotation, cellular component: cytosol; RNA N6-methyladenosine methyltransferase complex; nucleus. The record is from RefSeq and is a predicted model, not a curated record. Gene Ontology annotation, molecular function: site-specific DNA-methyltransferase (adenine-specific) activity; RNA methyltransferase activity; nucleic acid binding.
AUGUCGGUUGUAGUGGAGAACACACACGGGUGGCUGUUGGACGCCUGCUUGCUCAUUGACCAAGAUUAUGUGCGCUGUUUUCGACUGCACGACGAGCUCAAGUCAGAAUUCGUGGCACGCUUUAAAAGGCAGUACUUCCGGAUUCUAAAGAGUUAUGGCGGUGGGGAUAAUAAAAUUAGUAAUCACAAUGUGCAUGCAGUAAAGCAGGACGUCUUGCAGCGCCAAGAGAGACCUCCAAAGCGUUUGUUUCAGAAGCGAAAGCGCAGUGAGCUCAACCAGGGAGAGAUUGAUUUCAAGGCCUUUCAUGAGAAGAUCCGAUGUGUCAUUCUAGAGGGAACCAAGUCCUUAGUGGAGUCAGCUACACUUUUGGGCUACCUGCAUGGAGGAAGUGUUGGUGUGAAGGACCCCCAAAGCUGCAACCAGUGCAACCUGGCCAGCUUGUGCGACAUGGCCAAAGAGCUUCCUCUGGUGGACGAUGAGGACCAGGAGAGAUGUGUGCAGUCGCUUAACGCCAGUGAUGGCACAUCCCAUCUGGACUUGUUCUCCCGCGUGACCGAGAACCCGGCAGAACACGCGAUCGUGACAAUGCUGAUGGGAGAGGAGUACGUCAUCCCUCCAUGCACGGCGUUCUUGCUCUCUGAUUUUUCCAGGAUGGAGCCACUCCUCCAAUAUGGACACAAGUUUGACGUCAUUGUUGUGGAUCCGCCGUGGGAAAACAAAUCGGUAAAGAGGAGUCGCAGAUACACUUGUCUACCUUCCUCUCAGCUGAAAAGACUCCCCAUUCCCCGCUUGGCAUCCCCGGACAGUCUGGUGGUCACCUGGGUGACCAACCGGCCCAGCCACCUGCGCUUCGUCCGUCAUGAGCUGUACCCGCACUGGGGGGUGGAGCCCGUGGCCCAGUGGCUCUGGGUUAAAGUGACCGCAGAUGGCGAGUUUGUGUUCCCGCUGGAUUCGCCGCACAAGAAGCCGUACGAGGUGCUGAUCCUAGGACGAUAUCGCGGCCAUUCCCUGAUAAGCCCCUCAGAGCGGUGCGCUGGUGCUGGCACUCCCACCGUGCAAGAUCAACGGCUGAUUGUCAGCAUCCCCUCGGCUCUCCACUCCCACAAACCGUCCCUUGCAGAGGUGUUGAAGCCGUACAUGAAAGUGGACGGCAAGUGCCUGGAGCUGUUUGCCCGAAGCCUGCAAGCGGGUUGGACCAGCUGGGGCAACGAGGUGCUGCGCUUUCAGCACAGCAGCUACUUCACGCUAACGCCUGCCGGCCAGCCCCGCUCGCCUCCGUCAGCUUCCUGCCACCCAACUUUUAAUGAUGAUGUCACCGUGGUCAUUUCCACGGCGCCAAGAGGAAGAUGAAGCACCGAGCCCCCAACCGCUUCCCCUCCAGCUCGCCUUUUAGAUGAGGUUUGAUUUUUGCUGCAGACUUUUCAUGAAGACGCAUCUGUGACACAAGCGAGUUAAGUCCAUAUAAUGGCCGCCCUACCGCAGUAUGUGAAUGGGAAGCGCAAAGAGCAACAGUUGAGCCCACAUCCCGGGGCCAUUAAUUGACUCGGUGUUCAAUCAACUGUCUCAUUAAAUAUGUAAUUGCCAAACACACACGCACACCACAGGUAAUUAGCAACUGGGUCCAUAGAGGAAACUUCUCGAAAGAUUGUUCUGCCUGCAUAUAGUUGACUGUACAGUGACUUUGCGAGGGAACGUAUGGAAAAAUACCGUAGGGAAAAUCUAGAAUAUUGAACUUUGUAAUAAUAACAGUCAUCACCCAAAUAAACAAUGUAAAGAAUUUGUGCGGCCUAAUUGAAUGCUGAAAUUUUAUUCAUCGUGCUACUCCUUCCGAUGUUCGUGUCUUGGCCAGUGGGAGGCAGUAUAAUACAGUC